This is a messenger RNA of Mollisia scopiformis, 1354 nucleotides long. RefSeq names its product NAD(P)-binding protein. NCBI's taxonomy places the organism in Eukaryota, Fungi, Ascomycota, Leotiomycetes, Helotiales, Mollisiaceae. The record is from RefSeq and is a predicted model, not a curated record. Gene Ontology annotation, biological process: fatty acid elongation. Bases 73 to 1068 code for a protein of 331 amino acids. The transcript has 2 exons. Gene Ontology annotation, cellular component: endoplasmic reticulum. Gene Ontology annotation, molecular function: ketoreductase activity.
CCCCAAGCUCAACCGAAUACUCAACAACCUCGACCCUCACUUCACGAACAUCACAAAUCUCAAAACAGCACAAUGGAUGUCCUGGAUAAAAUUCCGAAGCCGCUGCUAGGCGCCUCUGCCGGAAUUGGUGCCGUGUUCUUGGGCAUCAAGAUAUUCAAUUACAUCCGUUUGCUGCUCAGCUUGUUUGUUCUAAGUGGGAAGAACUUACGCACUUACGGCAAUAAAGGAACUUGGGCAGUAAUCACCGGAGCCUCCGACGGCCUUGGAAAAGAAUACGCGAUCCAACUCGCACAGAAAGGUUUCAACCUCGUCCUCAUCUCCCGCACCGAAUCCAAACUCCAAACUCUCUCCACGGAAAUCACGCAGAAAUAUGCGGGCUCCAAUAUCCAGGUCAAGAUCCUGGCCAUGGACUUCUCGAAGAAUGACGAGGGCGAUUAUGCGAAGCUGAAGGCGCUGGUUGAUGGGCUGGAUGUGGGUAUUUUGGUUAAUAAUGUCGGACAGAGUCAUUCUAUUCCUGUGCCGUUCAUUAUUACGCCCAAGGAUGAGAUGAGGGAUAUCAUUGCUAUUAAUUGUAUAGCUACGUUGAGGGUUACGCAGAUUGUGGCGCCGGGCAUGGUACAAAGGAAGAGGGGCUUGAUCCUUACCAUGGGCUCUUUUGGUGGGCUUCUACCUACCCCUCUACUGGCGACUUAUUCUGGGUCUAAGGCAUUCUUGCAACAUUGGUCAACGGCUCUAGCGGGAGAACUGAAGGGCUCGGGAGUUGAUGUGGAGUUGGUUCUCAGCUAUCUGGUUACAACGGCCAUGAGCAAGAUCAGGAAGACGAGUGCUUUUAUUCCCAACCCAAGGAAUUUCGUCAAGAGUGUUUUGAGCAAGGUGGGGAGGAGUGGUGGUGCACAGCAAAUGGCAUUCACGAGUACGCCGUUCUGGGGCCAUGCUUUGAUGCAAUGGUGGAUUGAGAAUACGGUUGGUCUCGGGAGUGAGUUUGCGGUUAUCCAAAAUAGAAAGAUGCAUGAGGAUAUUAGGAAGCGGGCGUUGAGGAAGGCGGAGAGAGAUGCAAAGAAGGCGUGAGCAGUGUCAGAGAAACUGGCUCGAAUUGAGCUGGGAGGGGAUAGGGUGGCAAUGCAGAAAGAAGCGCACAUGGGAGAAAGAUUUGGCUUCGGUGUUGGUGGAAGGUUCUGAGAGCAGGUUCAAAGGAAUUCCGGGUGCCAUGGAAUUGGGGAUGCAGGAGAGCUACAAGCCUUCGAAUAUUGGCUUCCCUGUGAUAGUGUCCAUAUAAACGAUCAUUUUUAUACGUUAUGACCAGACUGUUCUAUCCUUUUUCCAUUGCAAUUUCGGUGCAUAUCGAAUACCGCUG